AUUAGUAGGCUAUGAGGCUAUUUUUAUCCAUCAGAGUAACACAGCAAGGAAAAUUUUAAAACUUUUUACGAAACACACACCACACGUCCUUCAAAUUACUUGUUUUAGAAAUUCCAAACAGGAACUACUGUAGGCCGUGGCAUCUCCAGGGAACUCCAUGGAUAGAAGCCACAAGUCAGAGGAGGCUUUCAAUCAGUCAAUGUCCAGCAGUAGCCGCCGAGUCAUGUGGAAACUCACUGAUGAAGAGGAGACCUUCGACUCCUUGGUCCAAUACCGCCGCGUCCCUGCCCGUAACGUGUGCGUGUCUGCACAGCAACCGAAAGUUCGCGCUGUAGCCCUGUCCGAACCAGAACAGCGUCCCAGGAAGCGCACUGCGAGCGAGAACUGGCUGAUGCUUUUGCGCGAACUGCGCAAGCAGAAAACCACCAUCAAGGAGCGGGAGCAGAGCAAGAAAGCGUCCGAUGUCCAUGAAUCGGCUUGGAAGCACAAUCACUCGUCAGCCACAUCGCUGCCGGAGGUAAAAGAGCCAUCUGUCAAAGAGCGUGCGGAUGCUUACUGGCAGCGGCUCUUUACCGGAACGUGCAAGCGACGGGCGGAUGAAAAGGAGAUGGCCAGUGCAGGCGCCGAGCAGGAGGAUCCGGCGGACAUUGCCCUGACCGUGAAACCCAGCUUGGCGCUCCGUUACAAGCCUUCCCACGAGUCCCUUAAAUACAAGCGGAGCAAGGACCUUGGUUCAGAACGCCUUCAGAGCACCUCCCGGGGACCUACUAAACUUGUGACUGAUCUCAAGGUAGAGUCCUUUUGCCUGCCCCCGCAGCAAAAGUGCGUGGUACGCGAAAUGGCACCCAAAUUCGCCCAACGAAUGCAUAUGUCACUAGCCAAUGACACCGAUUCCUGCUGCUCCGGCGAUCUGGAGGUUCCAACGAACAGUCCUGUUCUAGACCUGGACGUCAACUCACCGCCACAACAGCCGCAGAUGCGACCUCGCACUGAAAUAAUCAGCGUUCACAUUUCGACCCCUCCCAGGUCGACCCCAUCGUUCGCGGAAACUACUGGACGCAGCACGAGUCCCAUCAAGCGUCGAGUCAUCACCAACAAAAUCACGACAGGAACAAAAGGUAGCUCCACCGCCGCUGCAUCCUCGGCAGGGGGCAACAAGUGUUCCAGUGCCAGCAGCGGCAGCACGGGCCCUCACUUGCCCACCUUUCGGCAGCGGCAGCAAGAGCUCCACCGUUAUCGCAUCCUCAUCGAAAAACGGCGUUUGGAUCUCCUCGAGCUGAAGAUAGCCCGCGAACGGGAAGAGGCUCUACACAGCGAACUUCUCUUUCACAAGGACCUGCAGAUCAAGGAGCACAUGCUCAAGGUUUACGAGGACAACGACUGUUCGAACGCAUAGAAAUCAAAAUUACCACUGGCAUAGGCUCAAAAUUCAUGGUGGUUUUCAGAGUUUAUAAUGGCCGUGGUCGCAGUAGUUCUAAAUUCACGACUCAAAACCUAAAGACAGAUAAAUACCAAUAACAUAUCCAUCUAUAGGUUACCCCA
This is a messenger RNA of Drosophila bipectinata, 1542 nucleotides long. RefSeq lists its product as uncharacterized. NCBI's taxonomy places the organism in Eukaryota, Metazoa, Arthropoda, Insecta, Diptera, Drosophilidae. The record is from RefSeq and is a predicted model, not a curated record.